Molecule: messenger RNA, 969 nt
Organism: Leishmania braziliensis MHOM/BR/75/M2904
Lineage: Eukaryota; Euglenozoa; Kinetoplastea; Trypanosomatida; Trypanosomatidae
Exons: 1
Coding region: 1-969 (322 amino acids)
Biological process (GO): tRNA wobble position uridine thiolation
Cellular component (GO): mitochondrion; cytosolic tRNA wobble base thiouridylase complex
Molecular function (GO): tRNA binding
Source: RefSeq, a predicted model, not a curated record
AUGCCACCUCCCAAAUUUCUGUGUACCAAGUGCGGCGUGGAGCGGGCAGCAGUGAAACGGCCGCGCAACGGGCAGCUAUUGUGUCGCGAGUGCUUCUUUGCUCUCUUCGAGGCUGAGAUUCACGACACCAUUCAAUCGGAGCGCCUGUUUGUCCCUGGCGAUGUGGUCGCUUGCGGAGCAAGUGGCGGCAAGGACAGCACCGUCCUAAUUCAUCUCCUCGACACGCUCAACAAGCAGCACAGGUACGGCAUUCAUAUUGAGCUCGUUAGUGUCGACGAGGGGAUUGUGGGCUACCGUGACGAUAGCCUUGAAACGGUAAAGCGCAACUCCGCGUGCUACGGCCUUCCGCUGCACAUCUUGUCAUACCGCAACAUAUUUGGCUGGACAAUGGACGACAUCGUGCGUGUCGUGGGUCUGCGCAACAACUGCACCUUCUGCGGUGUGUUUCGCCGUCAGGCCUUGGAAAAAGGAGCAGCGCUCGUGAAGGCAGACAAGAUCGCGACAGGCCACAACGCUGACGACAUGGCAGAGACCAUUCUUAUGAACGUCCUUCGCGCCGAUGCGCCGCGGCUGUCGCGCUGCACGAGUGCCGUAGCCGCUGGCGAGGGGAUUUUGCCACGAGUAAAGCCACUCAAGUACGCCUACGAGAAGGAGAUUGUGCUCUACGCGCACUUCAAGAAGUUGGACUACUUUACCACCGAGUGCACGUACGCUAAAGAGGCCUUUCGAGGCGCUGCCCGCACACUAAUGAAGGACUUGGAGGCUCUUCGUCCCCGCAGCAUUGCGGACACUGUCUACAGUGGAGAGCACUUGGAAGUGCAGGCGCUGGAAGCCGUGCCGGCAAGCCCGCCCAAGCCAUGUGAGAAGUGUAGUUACCGAACGAGUCAGCGUCUCUGUCGAGCGUGUGUGUUGUUGGAGUCGCUGGCGCGCGGCGACACCUCCGCGGCCCUGAGGCAAACAAUGAUUUGA